CGCUCGGAGCGCCUCGGAGCUGAGGGGCCUCUGCUCCGCGCUGCGGGACCGCUCCCAGCGCCCGGCUCCGGGCAGCGGCGGCGGCGGCGGCGGCAGCAGCAGCCACCGCCCUCCCCGUGCCCCUCCGCCGGCGUCCUGCCCCGCCCCGCCCCGCCCUGCCCCGCCCCCGCCAUGCUUCCGUGGCUGGUGCCCCCGUGAGAGGCGAGCGGCAGUGCCGGCGGCCAUGCAGGUCCUGGCAGGCUGGGCCGUGCUGGUGGCACUGGGCGAGUGGCUGUGGGCCGCCGCGGAGGUGCCGCUCGGGGACUUCUACCCCUUCGGGCCGGCCCAGGGCGACGCCGCCACUCGGAAGCAGGACGACGGUGGCUCCGAGCUCCGGCCCCUCUCCAUCCCCUUCCCCUUCUUUGGUGCGGGGCACACCGGCCUCUAUGUAAACAAUAAUGGGAUCAUCUCAUUCCUGAAGGAGGUCUCCCAGUUCACACCAGUGGCCUUCCCCAUCUCCAAGGACCGGCGUGUGGUUGCUGCUUUCUGGGCAGAUGUGGAUAAUCGGCGGGCAGGUGAAAUAUAUUACCGAGAGAGCACCGAGCAGCCCAUCCUGGACAGAGCGAGCAGGGACAUUGCCCAGUAUUUCCCUGAGUUCCCAGGGUUUUCUGCACAGUGGGUCUUCAUUGCAACCUGGUACCGAGUCACCUUCUUCGGGGGCAACUCAUUUUCACCAGUAAACACUUUCCAGAUUGUCCUCAUCACGGAUGGCAAGCUUUCCUUCACCAUCUUUAACUAUGAGUCCAUCACCUGGACCACGGGUAUGCACGCCAGCAGUGGGGGGGACUUUGCUGGGCUCGGUGGCAUCGCAGCACAGGCAGGUUUUAACGCUGGUGAUGGAAAGCGCUACUUCAACAUCCCCGGAUCCCGCACCGAUGACAUCGCUGACGUGGAGAUGACGACAAAUGUGGGUAUCCCCGGGCGCUGGGUGUUCAGAAUCGAUGAUGCCCAGGUGCAAGUGGGGGGCUGCAGCAAUACAACCUCUGUCUGCCUGACACUGCGGCCCUGCCUGAAUGGGGGGAAAUGUAUCGAGGACUGCAUCACGGGGAACCCCUCCUACACCUGCUCCUGCCUGGCCGGUUUUACUGGGAAGAGGUGCCAUGUUGAUGUGGAUGAGUGCCUCUCCCACCCAUGUCAGAACGGAGCCACCUGCCUCAACGGUGCCGGCAGGUUCACCUGCAGGUGCCCGCCAGGCUUCAGAGGCAACAGCUGCGAGACUGCAGAAUCACCAUGUGAGAACAGGGUGUGCCAGAAUGGUGGGAGUUGCCAGGUGGUGAACAGGACAGCAACAUGCCUGUGCCAGUUGGGGUAUACAGGGGAAGACUGCCAAACAGAGGUGAACGAAUGUGAGUCCAGCCCAUGCCUGAACGGCGGGCACUGCAUUGACCUGGUCGAUAACUACACCUGUGUGUGCCUGGAGCCCUUUGUGGGACAGCGCUGCGAGACAGACUCAUCUUCCUGCGAGGACCGGAGUUGCCAGAACCGGCAGACAUGCAAUUACAUCCGCCCUGGCCGCUAUAUCUGCACCUGCUCACCGGGUUAUUACGGCAACAACUGCCAGUACGGUGGGCCCCGCAUGCCCGGCGCCUGCCUCUCCCACCCGUGCCAGAACGCAGGCAGCUGUCUGGAGACUGAGCGGGGCUAUGUCUGUGAGUGCCAGGAGGGCUACACCGGACAGGACUGUCGAGACCAGCUCCCUGAGGGCUGUGAGUGUCGUAAUGGGGGCAGUUGUCUGGAGGGGAACGUCACCGUCUGCCAGUGCCUUCCUGGGUUUUUUGGUCUCCUCUGUGAAUUUGAAGUCACCACGACACCGUGCAACAUGAACACGCAGUGCCCGGAUGGCGGGUACUGCAUGGAGUAUGGCGGGAGCUACCUCUGUGUCUGCCACACCAACUACGGCACCAACCACACGAUGCCGUCCCCCUGCGACUCAGAGCCCUGCUUGAAUGGGGGGUCCUGCAAGGUUCACGAUGACUCCUACAUCUGCGAGUGUCCUCAAGGCUUCCUUGGCAUGCACUGCGAGAAAGCCAAGCCUCGGCUCUGCAGCGCGGGGCCCUGCCGCAACGGGGGCACCUGCAGGGAGGCGGAUGGCGAGUACCACUGCACCUGCCCCUACCGCUUCACCGGCAAGCACUGCGAGAUCGGUAAGCCGGACCCCUGUGCGUCGGGGCCCUGCCAGAAUGGAGGCACCUGUUUCCACUACAUCGGCAAGUACAAGUGUGACUGUCCCCCAGGCUACACGGGCCGGCACUGCGAGAUUGUGCCCUCCCCUUGCUUUCUUAGCCCCUGUGAGAAUGGGGCUACCUGCGAGGACCUCGGCGGGGGCUAUGCUUGCACCUGCUCCCUGGGCUAUGUAGGGAAGCACUGCCAGAUUGAGGUUGACUGUGGCAUUCCCAGUGAGGUGAAGCAUGCCCAGGCUUCUUUCAACUCCACCAAAGUGGGCUCAGUGGCUGAAUACCAGUGUGAGCUGGGCUACAUCCUCAGCCAGCACAACCAUCCCCGUGUCUGCCGUGUGCCGGGUGUCUGGAGCGACCCCCCCGAGUGUGAUGAGAUUGACGAGUGCCAGUCGCAGCCCUGCCUGAAUGGUGGCCAGUGCAAGGACCGUGUCUCUGCCUUCCUGUGCUUGUGUGAGCCAGGUUACACCGGCUACCACUGCGAGCUGGAUGUUGACGAGUGCCAGUCAGAACCCUGCAAGAACAGUGGGACCUGCCAAGACCUCCCCGGGUCCUUUGCUUGCUACUGUCCUGAGGGCUUCCUGGGGACCCAGUGUGAGACAGAAGUGGAUGCCUGCGAGUCAGACCCUUGCCAAAAUGGAGGGGAGUGUGAGAGCUACGGGGGCUCCUACCUCUGUGUGUGCCCAGAGGGUUUCUUUGGCUAUCACUGUGAGACAGCCAGUGACCCGUGCUUCUCCAGCCCCUGUGGGAGCAGAGGCUACUGCCUGCCCAGCAAUGGCACCCACAGCUGCACCUGCAAAGUCAGCUACACAGGCAAGAACUGCGAAAAAGAAUUGCUGCCACCAACCUCAUUAAAGGUGGAAAGGGUGGAGGACACUGGUGUGUUGAUUUCUUGGCACCCACCUGAGGACGCAGCUGCCAGGCAACUCAUUGACGGCUACGCCGUGACGUACGUAUCCCUCGACGGCUCUUACCGCAGGACAGAUUUUGUGGACCGAAGUCGUUCUGCCCACCAAUUGCGGGCACUAACCUCCGGCAGAGCCUACAAUAUUUCUGUCUUUUCAGUCAAACGCAACGUGAACAACAAGAAUGAUAUCAGCAGGCCCGUCAUGCUCACCACGCGCACUAGACCGCGUCCGGUGGAAGGCUUUGAGAUCACGAAUGUCACUGCCAGUGCCAUCACGGUGCAGUGGGCUCUGCACCGCCUCCAGCACUCCACUGUCAGUAGGGUGAGGGUCUCCAUCCGCCAGAUGGGGGACCUGGCAGGCCGCACCGUGGAGCUGAACAGCAGCGUGGCCAAGUACACCUUCCUCGACCUGCAGCCAGGAGAGAGGUAUAUCAUCCAUGUCACGACACUGAGCGGCCUGGGAGUGGAAGACCACCCCUCAGAGAGCCUGGCCACAGCCCCUUUUCAUGUGUGGACAAGGCCUCUCCCCCCACAAAACCUCACCGCCUCCCAUGUCACCGCCACCUCUGUGUCCAUGGCGUGGGAGCAGCCGCCCGCUGGCACCAUGGAGGGGUACAUCAUCAAUGUCACCACGGCUCAGAGCGUCAAGAGCCGCUACGUGCCCAACGGGAAGCUCGUGUCCUACACGGUGCGGGACCUGCUGCCUGGGCAGCGCUACCACCUGUCCCUGACAGCUGUGCAGAACACGGAGCAAGGCCAGGUGCACAGCGAGCCCAUCCACCUCUACGUCAGCACCUUGCAGAGGGAUGGGGCUCCAGAGAGACGGUGGAGCCAAGCCGGGCACCCCCGGGUUCUGCGGAACCGGCUGCCCCCAGCCUUCCUGCCGGAGCUCCGCCUGCUGGCAGAUCACGACACGGCUGAGGAGCCCUCGCCAGCCCCCAGGUUCACAGAGCUGGUGGAUGGCAGAGGGAGGAUCAGUGCCAGGUUUGGCACGGCGCUGGGAAAAUCCAUCACUGUGAAGACACAGCCAGAGGCUCCAGUGAAGCUGGAGAACACAGAGGUGUCCAGCUGGGACAGUCUGGCACUACAGCUGCGUGAGGCAAAGAGCAAGAGAGAGGGGCAGAACUGCUCCAAGAAUCCCUGCAGGAAUGGAGGCACCUGUACCCGAGAUGAAGAGUCCUACCACUGUGCCUGCCGCCCGGGCUUCAAGGGCCGGGUCUGCCAGCUGGGACCAGGAGAGUCUACAAGGUACAGCAGGAUAUCUGCUACAAGGAGAGCUGUGAGAGCACCAGUUCCAAGGGGACAAGCAGCAGAAAGCCAAGCAACAGUCACACACUGAAGAAGCCAUAGAAGGUUUAAAGCAGUAGAAGCUUCGUCUUUCCACAUCUAAGGGCUUUUUGAACACCAGGAAGAUCAGAUCUGCUCACUGGGUUGGACACAGCAGGGGAGCCUUCCUGCCUGGUGUCAACCUCUCCCUCUCCUGCAGCCCAUUAGGGACACGCAGCUGGAUCAGCACACUGAGUAGUGCUCCCUUUCCCCCUGCUGGCCCAGCACUGCCUUUGCUGGCCCCCUCUGCCCCUGAGCAGCUGAGCACCAGUGCCCCUGGAGGGGGCCAGCCCUGCUCAGCACCCCCAGCCACUCUGCACAAGCGACGGGCUCCCCGCUUCACUCAGGGAUCAGCCCAGCUCCUUGCCAACAGCAUCUGCACCAAUCUGUUUCCGUAAUCCAAGGUUAUAAAUUACCUAUAACCCUCCAAUAAAACAGUUUAAUGCAGACCAAAAAGCUUUAGCCAUCACCUGAAAUCUGGCCCCCAAAGACAUGCUCUGAGGAGCAGCCUCUGUAGAUGAGUUAGAAAUGGUGAGCAGCUCCGAGUGGUGAGGUGAGCACGGGCAGUAGAGGAGCAUUCCUGUUUCCUCUGCUCCAGCAGGGGAAACUGAGGCAGCUUCUACUGCCUGCCUUUUUUCUUUGCUUUGUAAACAAGCCCUGGUUUUAACCAAAUUUCCAGCUCAGAAACCAAUAGAGCACCUAAAAAGAAUUUAAAAUGUGAUCUGUAGGGUGAAAUCUGUCAGCUGAGGCAUGCCAGUGCCACCACACUUGCAGCUGCCUCCACACCAGUGCAGGGCACAGCAGAGGCUUGGUGAGGAAACCAUCCCCACCCACCAUCCCUGCACUGCACUUCCCUGUGGCACCAGUGCUGCAGGGUUAUGUGGAGGAGAGGACCAGCACCCAGCACUGCAGCAGGGCAGGCAAGGAAAGAAAAAGUGUAGCUUAGAAACGUUCCUAGUUUUUGUGAGUUUGUAUGACAACACUAGUUAAACAUAGAUUUGUGUAUUAACAUACACGGUGUAUAUUAUAAAUUAACACAUACCAGAGAUAUAUCGCAGUUAUGGUAUAGAGCGUCAUGGCUCCAGCAGAGUGGGAUUAUCCUGGUGGGGAGGGCCUCCCCUCCCGCCAAGCAGAGCUCUGUUGCUCAGCCACAUGUCUCAAGCAGCAGCUUGGAAGCUGCUCUCAGAGCAGGACAGGCCCAGGAGUUUCAGCGCUCCUGCCACCACCCUCUUCCUCCUGGGAGCAGGGACAAUGUGGAGCCACGACCAGCUGGCCAGUGUGCUGCUCCCCUCCUGCACCACCUCUAGCUUUGCUCCAACAGGACAGACAUGCCUUGUUUUCCUCCAAGGCUGCCUGGUCCUGCUCCAGCUGCCUGGCAAGCACAGCAGCCCUGCCUUCCCAGGGCAGGAGAAGAAGCCAGCCCUCCCUAGCAGGAAGAGCAGGGCAAGGGGAAACCCAGACAGGAGCGUUUGGAGCUGUGGUCUGAAAGUAAUAGCACCACUGCUCUGCCAGCCCCAAGAUCAGCACUGACAUGGGCUGUGGAGCUGGAGGUGGCCCUGCCAUGGGACAGUUCUGUAUCCCAGGACCUGUCCCCACAUCACCAGGCAGCUUGGUCCCACUGCCAGCCAGCAGAGCAGCCCACAGCCUCCUGUCCCACAGCUGGCUCAGUAUGUAACGCAGCCAGAAGGUUUUAACCUAGUCUUGGAAAUAAAUUAGGGGUUUUUGUUUGAUUUUUUUUUUUUAAUAAAAACACUUUAUGGAAA
Molecule: messenger RNA, 6209 nt
Organism: Onychostruthus taczanowskii (white-rumped snowfinch)
Lineage: Eukaryota; Metazoa; Chordata; Aves; Passeriformes; Passeridae
Gene: SNED1
Product: sushi, nidogen and EGF like domains 1
Exons: 32
Coding region: 224-4459 (1411 amino acids)
Biological process (GO): cell-matrix adhesion; heterophilic cell-cell adhesion; establishment or maintenance of epithelial cell apical/basal polarity
Cellular component (GO): plasma membrane; protein-containing complex
Molecular function (GO): protein binding; calcium ion binding
Source: RefSeq, a predicted model, not a curated record